This is a messenger RNA of Oncorhynchus keta (chum salmon), 2131 nucleotides long. Its product is annotated as gastrula zinc finger protein XlCGF17.1-like. The record is from RefSeq and is a predicted model, not a curated record. The transcript is spliced from 2 exons. Gene Ontology annotation, biological process: negative regulation of transcription by RNA polymerase II; regulation of immune system process; regulation of cytokine production. NCBI's taxonomy places the organism in Eukaryota, Metazoa, Chordata, Actinopteri, Salmoniformes, Salmonidae. Bases 992 to 1927 code for a protein of 311 amino acids.
GGAACAGAUGAGUCAUAGUGGGCAGAGCCAAGCCCGAGCUCCUAUUGGCGCAUUCUAGCGCAAAUCCUGCAUAUUUCUGUUAGGGAACGACUCUGUGAAGAACUUGUGUGCAAUAACUCAAUUGCCUCGGCAUUCCUUCUAAAUAACGUGAUUAUUUAAAACUUUUGCAAAGGGUAAAGUAUACAAAUCUUAGUCCACUCUGUUCACAACAAAUUUUAUUUUUGGGAACGGAACUGUAUUAAGAUCAGAUGUUUCAUCGAUUAGAACAUUUGCAGAAUGUCGGCCAAAAUCCAUCUUCUCUCACUGCCAGCCACUGGACUUCCUCUCACUACCAUAUUUGGCAACGCUACGCGGAUGCUUCAGUUAUACUUCCGGUAAAAUAUCUGUCUCGUUGUUCUAUCUGAGGCUGCACUGUGGUAGUGGAGGAACGGGAAGUUCCGGGCAGGCACACACCAUUCUUCAGAAUAAAGAAAGAACCAAAACUGUGAUGUUUGUUUAGCAUGUCAUUGGUUUUGUCUGAAAUUCACAAGCUGGUGAAAAUGGUGGCGCCCAUUCUGUCUGCGUCAACAGACUUCUGUGCUGGUGCAGAGACAAUUUCACGAUCGCACUACUUUUUUGAAGCUGAAUGCAAUGAUUAUCAUGUUCCUCUUGUAGAAUAUUACCUCAACAGUAUUGUGGAGCUGCUGCACCUAAAUAUAAACAGUACCGGCACCUAUUUCAGUCCAAGUUAAGCACUGAAUUAAAUAAUUGAACCAAAAUAAAUAUAAUAUAUAUUUUUGAGAGUAAAGAAAGUGCCUGAACUGUCAAGACAAUACGUUUUUUUCUAUUACUCGUUGUUACUACAGGACGACUAGAAUUAAGUCUGAGGCCGGUAACAUCAACAGUGAGGACAAACCCAGCCUGCCCCUCUCCUUCCACACUGAGUCCAAACCUACAGUCACUGGGUCCUGAUUGUGACAGUGGAGCCCAGUUUGCACUGCAGGAUCCAGAGAUGGCAUCAGUGAAGCUGGAAGACUGCAGUCAAACACUGGAGCUGAAUGUCAACAUUAAAGAUGAAGAAGAGGAGGAGAAGAUUGGGAAAUCUGUUUCUCAUGGAGACCAUGUUGAGACAUUCUUUACAUCCAGAGAGCAACAGCAGGAAGAUCACAGAGCUAAGAGGUCUCACCACUGCCCACAUUGUGAGGAGACUUUCCCAAUUCUAUCAAAGCUAAAAAUACACCUAAAAAGACACACAGGAAAGAAUCUGUAUUCCUGUACUGACUGUGGGAAGAGAUUCACAACAUCAAGGGCUCUGACAGAUCAUCGGAGAGUGCACACUGGAGAGAAGCCUUACUCCUGUUCUGACUGUGGGAAGAGUUUCUCUCGACAGGGCCACUUAAAAAGACAUGAACAUAUACAUAAAGGAAUGAAGCCUUACACCUGCUCUGACUGUGUAAAAUGCUACACAACAUCAACUGAGCUAAAACUUCAUCAGAGAGUGCACACUGUAGAGAAGCCUUACUCCUGCUCAGACUGUGGGAAGAGUUUCUCUCGACAGGGUUUUUUAAAAGCACAUGAAUUUAUACAUACAGGAGUGAAACCUUAUUCCUGCUCUGACUGUGGGAAGAUGUUCUCUCAAUUGGGCAACUUAAAAACACAUGAACGUAUACAUACAGGAGUGAAGCCUUACUCCUGCUCUGACUGUGUAAAAUGCUUCACAACAUCAACUGAGCUAAAAGUCCAUCAGAGAACACACACAGGAGAGAAGCCUUACUCCUGCUCUGACUGUGUAAAAUGCUUCACAACAUCAACUGAGCUAAAAGUCCAUCAGAGAACACACACAGGCGAGAAGCCUUACUUCUGCUCUGACUGUGGAAAGAGUUUCUCUCAAUUGUGCCACUUAAAAAGACACCAAGGUAAACAUGAAGGAGAGAAGCUUUACCACUGAUCUGACUGUUGAAAAUAUUUUAAAACAGCUAAGCUAAAAGGUCAUCAGAGAACAAGUGGCUGUUCCACUGGAUGUCAUAAGGUGCAUGCACCAAUUUGUAAGUCGCUCUGGAUAAGAGCGUCUGCUAAAUGACUUAAAUGUAAAUGUAAAGUGUGUGAAUUGGACCAUUUUCUGUCAUGCUAAUCAUAAAAAAUGUAAUGAGUA